AUGUCCAAAACCUUUGAUGGUGAACAUGCUGCUGAUCCUCUUCGACAAGCCUUAUCCCAGGCAGUGCAUGUGUACAGCAGCAUUCAACAGCAUAUCCGAAAAAUGGUCAAUGAUGCCUUGGCCAAAGAGUAUUGCCGUAGCAGCACCGGAUCAUCUCCAAGAGACUCCAUAGCUUCCACCUGUGAAAUUUCCCCUGCACAUGCUGAGCCACAUCCAUCAGUCUCAAUCACAGGACCUUGCGAGGUGUCCAUGCUCGGUGCACCCCCCGCCGCACCCCCCGCCGCACCCCCCUUCGCACCCCCCGCUGCGUCCCCCCCUGCACCCCCCGCCGCACCCCCCGCCGCACCCCCCGUUGCACCCCCCGCUGGGUCCCCCCCUGUACCCCCCGCCGCGUCCCCCGCCGCACCCCCCGCGUCAUUUACCCCUGCCAACCACACCGUCAAAUCUGAUGAUCAACUCUUGCUGGUCCCUGGAUCUGCAAAUCGGGUUCUACAGAGCCGGUGUCCCUUGUGUUUUUCCCUGAAGGAAUGGGGCCGUCCGCUUGCUAUCGGUGGGGAUGUCCAAUUUGGUGCUGAUGGUUGCUUCAACUAUCGUCAUCUCCGAGCUGCUGGCAACGGACCAUCCUUGUUCAGUCAGGAGUACUUCCUGACACCUGAAGAGGUUCACAAGGUCAAAGAGACUGUGCUUUUGGCGAGGAAAUCUCCGAAGCCUCUCAAAGAGUCUCUAAUUUCAGCUGAUAUUGUGGAUGCCUGUGGAGAGUCAUGGACUGCCGCAAAUGAGCACAAACAAAAGGGGGAUCCAAAGCGCUAUGACUCCACUGGCAUCUUUGCACUGACAUGUCGUCACUCACAAGUCCUGUUCAUGUGUGAUAUAGACACUCCAGGAGAGCAGCAGCACUACAUAAUUGCGCUCUUGGAGAAGGUGGCCUCACUCCUGCCAUCCAAUGCAACCAUUACGCAAUGUUAUGAUAUCGGUUGUGUUCUUGACCGGAGUAACAAUUUGUUCCCCAUCCUUUCUGCCCAUUUGCGAUCUCGCGUAUCAUUCUCUCUGAACGCGAUGCAUGCAUUUGGACAUCAAUGGGCCUGCCAAUUGGUCUACAACCCACGCAUGAAGUUGGGCCCCCCUGUUCGAGUCCAACGUGAGCUCGGCAAGAUAGUCAGCCUUCAAAAUCAAAUUGAAGAUAUUGAUGACACUCUGGAGCAACUCCAAAAGACUGUCGAAGAUAGACAGAGCUCGGAGUCAGCACAUAUUGCGAUCCAGGAUCUGCAAUCCACUCAUGUCAAGCUCAGUCAACAAGCUGAGCAUCUGUUCACUUCACUCAACCUGGAGACUCAUUAUCCAGAGCUGGCUGGACUUCCCUUUGAAUUUGUGCAGAUCCUGCUGCUGAUGAGGGACCUCAAGAUUCAGAUUCGCAAACAAGCAAUUGGGACAUUUUUGGAAUGGGAGAAUUUAGACCGUGCUGUCCAAGGACGACGGGAGCCACUGGGUACGAAGCUUCAUCAAGCAGCGCGUAAAGCUCUUUCGAAACGUCAGCCAACGCUGCAUCGUCUUAUCGACAAAUUCAAUUCCUUUUGCUCUCGACUGGAAGAGAUUCAGCCUCCACACUGCUCUGUUCCCAUCCCUCUCCCACUUCCUACCAAGCUAAACGAGCUCAAGUCUCAUACCAACCUCUUCGAAGAUGUAUGGAUCACUCCCUCGGAAGGGGAUGUCCCAUUGUGGCUCUGCGAUGAAAAUGUCCGUCAGGGAAUUUCAAGUCUCCAUGUACUGGACCGCUGUCAUGAGGAAGGGCUUUGCCUGUCCCGAGAGAGCGAAAACAUGCUGCGUUGGAUUGAUCAAGAGUCUUUGCUGCUUCUUUCAGCAAAGGAUUGCAUUUCAAAUCACAUUCUGCAACAUGAGCUGGAGCAAGAAAUCAACUUUCUUCGACGUGUUGCAUCAAGAUGGCGCCGUCAAUUGCAAAUUCCUCAACCUCGGCUGCUGGCUAUGGACCCGACACUCUCUGUCAGCUCCCACAAUUUCACCCCCGCUGCGACCCCCGCCGCAGCCCCCGCCGCAGCCCCCGCCGCAGCCCCCGCCGCGACCCCCGCCGCGACCCCCGCUGCGCCUCUGAACCCAGAACCCACGAUUGAGGAACACACAAACCAGGUGGAAGCUGAUCCUCUUGAAGAUGACAUGAAUCAGUCUCUAUGGGUUGAUUCUGAGGACAUUUCCGUCGAUGAGGUUGCAGCCUGUCCCUCAGACUCAGAAGAGGCUCUUGCCGUAUCAGAUAUGAUGGAAACAGAUGAUGACGAAGACACAGCAACACUUGAACGUGACAAUUGCCAUGUCAGAAUAUCCUGGGCUUCAUUCACAAAGUCUCGAUCCACUUGUGACAACAAUCUCCUGAGAGAUCUCACAGCACAUGUUGCCAAAUUUUCCGUGAUACGUGAUCUCCAAACUCGUGUGGUUGUCCUCCCUGGAAACCUGCCCGCUGUUGCAGUCUAUCAAAGUGAUUUAGCACUACUCACAGGAUCAACAGCCCGAUUAAAUGGACACAUCCUCAACAGUGUGUCAGCAGCCAUUCUCUCAUGGUGCAUGCAACCCUUCUCGCUGCAUGCCCUGUCUGCACAGAGAUGCGCCCUUCUUUCCACGUAUGAUCUACAUCGAGUCCGUUUCAAUGCUCCUGAUAAGGUUAUCUGGAAAAAUCUGGCCCCUACGGAGUAUUGGAAUAAGUCAAUCUGGAUUAUUCCAGUCCACCGGCAAGCCCAGGAACACUGGGCUCUUGUCAUUGUCCUGGUACAUGAGCAAAAGCUCCUCCUCUUCGACAGCUUGGCUCAGAAGCGAGCUGAAAAAGACCAGAAUGUCAUGUUACUGGUGACCCGCAUGACACUCCUGGCACAUCGAAACGGAUAUGCGCUCCCUUUGAGUUUGGAUGGGGAGGCCUGGACUGCAGAGCCCAUGAUUUCCACUGCAGUUCAGUGCAACAGUUACGAUUGCGGUGUUUGGGUCCUUGUCAUUAUUGCAGCUGUUCUGCGCGGAAUGCUGGGAUCUAACAUCGCUGAACCACAAAUUCCGUUUCUACGGCACACUCUCACCAACUUCAUGCUCACGCUUCCAUGCGUGCCGGCCUGA
Mycena citricolor is the source of this 3108-nucleotide messenger RNA. The record is from the annotation of a GenBank genome assembly. Lineage: Eukaryota; Fungi; Basidiomycota; Agaricomycetes; Agaricales; Mycenaceae.